Messenger RNA from Carica papaya (papaya), 1763 nucleotides. RefSeq names its product non-photochemical quenching 1 (gene NPQ1). Gene Ontology annotation, molecular function: violaxanthin de-epoxidase activity. Gene Ontology annotation, cellular component: chloroplast. NCBI's taxonomy places the organism in Eukaryota, Viridiplantae, Streptophyta, Magnoliopsida, Brassicales, Caricaceae. The record is from RefSeq and is a predicted model, not a curated record. Gene Ontology annotation, biological process: chlorophyll metabolic process; xanthophyll cycle.
GGUAGGAUGAAGUGUGGACAUACUACGUAAUCGGUCUCGUCUCCACACGAUCUCUUAUCCGGGUUCACCUGCAGCCAAGCCCAAGAGGCUGCAACUUGGCGAUCUUCUUCUCUUUCCUCUUCUCUUUGUAAUUGUCUCCUCUGCAAUCUGCCUGUAUUUUUAGCUGCCAUGAAAAGCAGCAUUACUAAUACCACACCAAGAUUGCAUCUAGGAGUUGAGAGAUUGAAGUAUGGCAUUGACGACAUGUUCUAUUUGUAUGUGGCAUGAAGAAAGGGUUGGAGGUUCAUGUAUAAGGUCUAGACCUAUAAAUUAUGGAAGAUGCAGUGAGAGGGUAACUCAAUUUCAUGGGAUAGGAUUUUGGCAUGGUACCACAAAUUCAAAGUUCUCUCGAUUGAUAAAAUCUUAUAGAAGUCACUAUGGAUUGGAGUUAAGAUGUUUGAAUCGACUGCCAGACAGGAUAAAGAAGUCCUCUUCUAAGCAUGGCACGAAUGCAAGAAGAACUGAGGAAAAAGGUGAAUUCGAACAUUUGGCAUUAACUGUGUCAACUGUACUGAAAAGAUGGAGUCAGUCACAGUCCGCGAAACUUGCUGGUGUUUUGGCUUGUGUGUUUGUCAUGAUUCCAUCAGCUGCGGCUGUUGAUGCUCUCAAAACCUGUGCCUGCUUAUUAAAGGAAUGCAGGGUAGAGCUUGCUAAGUGCAUUGCUAAUCCAUCAUGUGCGGCAAAUGUUGCUUGCCUCCAAACAUGUAAUAAUCGGCCUGAUGAGACAGAAUGCCAGAUUAAAUGUGGGGACCUCUUUGAGAACUAUGUUGUUGAUCAAUUCAAUGAAUGUGCAGUCUCAAGAAAAAAAUGUGUACCUCAGAAAUCUGAUGCCGGGGAUUUUCCUGUACCUGAUCCUGCUGUUCUUGUUAAGAGUUUUAACAUUGCAGAUUUCAGCGGGAAGUGGUUUAUAACCAGCGGCUUGAACCCCACCUUUGAUACUUUUGACUGCCAGUUGCAUGAAUUUCAUAUAGAAUCCAACAAACUCAUGGGAAAUUUGUCUUGGAGAAUAAGAAUGCCAGACAGUGGAUUUUUCACUCGAUCAACUAUGCAGAAAUUUGUGCAAGACCCAAACCAACCUGGGAUUCUCUACAAUCAUGAUAAUGAGUAUCUUCACUAUCAAGAUGAUUGGUAUAUUCUAUCAUCCAAAGUAGAGAACAAAGACGAUGAUUACAUAUUUGUAUACUAUCGGGGCAGGAAUGAUGCAUGGGACGGUUAUGGUGGUGCAGUUGUAUAUACAAGAAGUAGGGUUUUGCCAGAAAGCAUUGUACCUGAACUUGAAAGAGCAGCCAAAAGUGUUGGGCGAGACUUUAACAAGUUCAUCCGAACUGAUAACACUUGUGGACCAGAACCUCCUCUUGUAGAAAGACUGGAGAAGACGGUAGAAGAAGGAGAGAAGACCAUAAUAAGGGAAGUUGAACAAAUUGAAGAAGAGGUAGAGAAGGUAGGGGAAACUGAGAUGACCUUGUUCCAGAGGUUAGCAGAAGGAUUUAAAGAGUUUCAACGAGAUGAAGAAUAUUUCUUAAGGGAGCUAAGUAAAGAAGAGAAAGAUUUAUUGAGUGAACUAAAAAUGGAGGCAAACGAGGUGGAAAAGCUCUUUGGACGAGCACUGCCAAUUCGGAAACUGAGAUAGAAUUGAAUUUUAUGCUUUAUGCUUUUCAAAUUGUACAUAUUCUUUUCAAAUUUUAUGCUUUAUUCUGCUUCCUGAAAGAUAUAUGAAGAUUACA